Messenger RNA from Talpa occidentalis (Iberian mole), 2244 nucleotides. RefSeq names its product C-type lectin domain family 12 member B (gene CLEC12B). Bases 212 to 1030 code for a protein of 272 amino acids. The record is from RefSeq and is a predicted model, not a curated record. Lineage: Eukaryota; Metazoa; Chordata; Mammalia; Eulipotyphla; Talpidae. Gene Ontology annotation, molecular function: protein phosphatase binding; signaling receptor regulator activity. Gene Ontology annotation, cellular component: external side of plasma membrane. The transcript is spliced from 6 exons. Gene Ontology annotation, biological process: natural killer cell inhibitory signaling pathway; negative regulation of signaling receptor activity.
CUAUGAUAGUCUGAUGUCUGAGGAGAAGAGUUGACUCCUCUUUCUCUGAAGAAAAGCCGACUGUCAUUCUGUCCUCCAAGAGGGAGAGCAGGGACUGUCUUGUGUCAACUGACUAUCUAAAUAAAAGUUCCCAGCCUUGAAAAGAACAUCUUGUUUCUGGGCCUGAAGAUAUCGACACAUUACAUAAUUUGUAGUAGUGCUUUCUUCUACAAUGUCUGAAGACGUGACCUACGCGACACUCACAUUUCAAGAUUCUGCUGGAGCAAGAAAUAACCGGGAUAGAAAUAACCUAAGGAAAAGAGGGUAUCCAGCUCUAUCCCCCAUAUGGCGUCAGACUGCCCUGGGCCUGCUAAUGCUCUGCCUGAUGCUGUUGAUAGCACUGGUGACCUUGGGGACUGUGUUUUUGCAGAUGUCUCACAAAAUUAACUCAGAUUCAGAGAAGGUGAGUCAACUGCAGAAAGUCAUCCACCAGCAGCAAGAUAACGAAUCCAAACUGCUGAACUUGCCCACGGAGGAGCAAUUUCUCAAGUCCCAGAUUUCCAACCUGUUGAAAAGGCAGGGGCGAAUGGCCAUCAAACUUUGCCAAGAAUUAAUCACUCACAUUUCAGACCACAAAUGUAAUCCUUGUCCUAAGAUGUGGCAAUGGUACCAAAACAGCUGCUAUUAUUUCAUAAUAAAGGAGGAGAAAACCUGGGUUAACAGUAGACAAGACUGCAUGGACAAGAACUCCACAUUGGUGAAGAUCAACAGCUGGGAAGAAAAGGAUUUUCUCAAAUCGCAUCCAAUACACAAAUUUUCUUUCUUCUGGUUGGGAUUAUCGUGGGAUCCACCCAGCAGAAGUUGGCUAUGGGAGGAUGGGUCUACCCUCUCCCCAUCCUUACUUAGUACUACAGAAUAUGCCCAGAUCAAUGGAUCCAAAGAAUGUGCCUACUAUCAAAAUGGAAAUAUUUAUACUUCCCGCUGCAGUGCUGAAAUCUCCUGGAUUUGCGAAAAGGCAGCUGCAUUAGUGAAGAUCGAAGAUUUAGAUUAAAAUGCUUCUUCUAAAUUCACUAAGAAGUAAGGCACUUGCUCUUAAACUUACAUGAGGAAGGAGAAGGCUACACCAAUAGAGGCAAAAACAGAUUAAAAAAUGACAGCAUUUAAAUCGUCAGGCAAAUAAGAUUUCUUUAUAGGUGCAUCCUUUGCUAACUUCUCAUCUGAUGUUCUUGUUUUUCAGCCUUACAAUUAUUGCUGAAGCCGAAGGGAAAUAGCUGUUGCAUAGCCCUUUUAUUCUAUUUCACAAUCAUUUCACUGAACUCCCUCUCUCUCAAGUAAAAGACUCUUUUCUUGCUCUGUCACUACAAAUCACAAGUGCACAGGGUGAUAUUUAAAUAUUUAACCAGAACUGACACAGGCCACAGCUCUGGAGCAAGGUCCAGGAGGACUUGAUUUGAUUUUGCUGGAUCCUGUUGUGAUUUGGGGGAUCGCAGGUAGGAGUUUUGAUGGAGUGCAGUGCUAUACUAAAUGAUUUGGAAAUUCCCAAGUAUCUAAGCAAAUGGCCUGUCUUUACCACUGUGUACAUGCUAAGUAGCAACCUGUGAGUGUAAAAUAACUUCCUCCUCCACCUCCCCAUGAAAAUGCAUUUUAAUUGCUCUUUAAAAUUUAAAUAUUUGUAAUCCAGGUGUAUUCCAGUUAUGUGUAACCAGGUAUAUCAUUUAGUACUUAUAUUCUCAUUUAUUUAAAUUAGUAAUGUUGAGGUUGUUGAUUUAGCAAUCUGUGUAUUAUUAAAAGUUUAAUCUACUUUAUUUUAUUUUAUUUUUUGUGAAACUUCAGCAAUCUUUAUUACCAAACUCUCACCCAGCUAAGAGCAAAAACUAUUUCUAACAGGAUCUAGUACAGAGGUACUGAAUAAAGAUUGUCUCUCAAACAAGGGAUUAAACACAUAUAUACAUCUAAUUAAAGGGAAAAAAAUUCUCCAGUGUUCCAAAAGCAAUUUCAGUCUAUAAAACAUUUUGCAGUGAAUCAACACUGCCUUAAAAACUCCAAGUCAGGAUAAACCCUUGAGAAAACAUUUCCUCUUAAAAAACAAAAACAAAAACAAUAAAACCCUUUCUCAUUCCUGUUAAACGUUCACAAAUUAUUCCUAGAAACACCCACAGUAAGGCAUAAACAUGAGCCAGCUCACCUGUGUCUCCUGCUCAUCCUUGAGGAUCAUUCCUCUGGAAUGUUAUUCUAGACUACAACCAGGCAGCUGAUCCUUAAUAU